AUGGAUACUUCUAAACAUGAAGAUAACAAGCUACUAAUAAACUGUACUUUAUCAAAAUUUGGUGAUUUGCAUUUUGUAUUUUCAAAUGCAGGGAUCGGGGGAAAUACACCUUCUCAUGAAUUAGAAAUAGACGAAUGGCAAAAUGUUCUUGAUAUGAAUUUAACUGGCGUUUUCUCAUUAAAUACGCUAGCAAUUAAUUACUACUUAGAGAAUAAAAAGACGGAGUCAUCGUUAAUACUGGAUUUAUUAUGA
Debaryomyces hansenii CBS767 is the source of this 252-nucleotide messenger RNA. Its product is annotated as DEHA2C17710p. Lineage: Eukaryota; Fungi; Ascomycota; Pichiomycetes; Serinales; Debaryomycetaceae. The transcript has a single exon. The record is from RefSeq and is a predicted model, not a curated record. Bases 1 to 252 code for a protein of 83 amino acids.